Photinus pyralis (common eastern firefly) is the source of this 2104-nucleotide messenger RNA. RefSeq lists its product as uncharacterized. The transcript has 2 exons. The coding region runs from base 253 to 1062 and encodes 269 amino acids. NCBI's taxonomy places the organism in Eukaryota, Metazoa, Arthropoda, Insecta, Coleoptera, Lampyridae. The record is from RefSeq and is a predicted model, not a curated record.
AAGAAAUAUUAGUAGACAUAGGGAAAAACAAUGCACGUAAAUCUCUAUGUCUACUUUUUAAUAAAUAUCACUGUGUAUUUAAACUACAUGGGGGAUUUAGGAUAAUUCAACUGGUUUAUAUCCGGUUGGUAGAUUUUGCCAUGGUUUCAAUUGUUACAGAAUUGUGUCCAUGGAAAGUGGUUGAAUUAUUGUAAAGUCUAACUUGUCAAAAUCCAACAUUACACAUGUCAAACUAAAUGUCACAUACUUACAAUGAUAAAGGUAGAGAGUAACAACGACAGGUGUAACGUUUGUAAUGGUUUGAUUAAAAAUUCCAUUGCAGCCGCAUUGUAUAAAUGCAAUAUGGGGAAACAUCCCAUAUGUUACACUUGCUUUUUGAGAGCCUCCAAAAAUGGUAACCCACUCUGCCCGAAAUGCAACUCGCUCGUAAUGAAAACAAGCUCAAGUGCUAUCUUUAAGCGUAGCGAAAAUGUAACUGUAGAAAAAUUAUUUCAGUUACCGACCGAAAAAAUUAACGCCCUAUUGUACAGGUCAACAGAAAAGUUAAACGAUGCGACGGAAAAACACUGGGCACCAAUCAAAUGCCCUCACAGCCCAUGCGGUAAAACCGUAAAUCCUUCGUCUUUACACAGUCACUUCAUUUACGAGCACAGCAAUAUUCCAAUCUACCAGUUAACGCGAGGGAGCGAGUUACAGGUGUUAACGGAGCUGUCGCACUUGGAACACGGCGCCUCGCGGUGUAUUGGACUGAUCGAACUAUUGCCGUCGGGUUGUUCAUUUUGUAUAUUGGCGAGUGCCUCGGAAGAAUGCGAUCCAUUAUUGGGCUACGCCGUUUAUUGGCUGGUUACAAACUCGCAAAAACAGUAUCAGUGCACGUUGGAAACGUUAUCGCCCUCGAAGGCGUCGAGUUGCGCAACUUUUUGUAAGGUAAUUGAAGCGAGGAAUAAUUCGUCUAUUACGGCGAUAAUCAAGGCAAUGGGUUGCCUUUUCUUAUCAUAUGGUACCGUUAAAAACCUAGCAGAUGAUUUUGGAAAAUUACAUCUCUGUAUAGUAAUCCAUUAACAGUAAAUUAUCUAUUUAUUUAUUAUAUUAUCAUUGUUUACAUGAGAAAGUGGUAAAAAGUUUUGGUUGUGGUUCGCUUUACAUGCUUGUCAUCUCUUGCCUCCACCUUUGUCUUGGAGAGGAGUUUGACCGUCACAAUGGUGAAGUUCAGUCUUGUCCCAGGAAGUUUGGUCCAUGAGAACAAUCAAAGUUUGUCUCUUGGGGUCUUCCUUCCUGUCUACCAACGGUCCCAAUUUUUACCUUUUUCUAACUUCCCUUGGGAGUGCUGUUUGACUUAAAACGACCAUUUCAUGAUGGAAAGCAGUGGCGGCGAGAUAAUAAUAAUAAUAAUAAGUGACAUUUAUUAGAUUACUGGAAGUACAGAAGGAAAUAUUUUCUUUUUAUAUUUUUAUGUGUGUAUUUUAUUUUUUUCUCGUUGACGCCUCCUAUGUACAUAUGUAUGCCAAAGGAAAAAUAUAAUGACUAAUGACUAAAAAAAAAAAAUAAACAUAAAAUAAACAUUCAAAUAGAUAAUAAACUAAAUAAUUAAAAUUAAAUGAAAAAUGAAAUUAAUGUUCUGAGACACCCUAGAACUGCUCUACCACGGAAAUUUACUUAUCUUUUCCCAAGAAACUUUAAUUUGCAGAGAAAUUCUAUUGGGGGUGUAGUUCCCAAAUGGAACAUUGACGCGUUCUCGGUUUUUUAAGAAAAAGUGCAUGUUAUAGUUCUCUCUGCGACACAAUUUUUUUCGUCACAAUAUUCAUCCUUAGUACUUACCUCUUUUCUCAUUUUUUUUAAAAGGAUGUGUUCUUAAUUUACAACCAUUAACUUUCUUUUUUACUCAUAGCCCAAUUUAUUAGAACAACAGUAGUCAUAUAGGACCGGUUGUGGACCAGCUCAAGAUCGCUCGCCACCUUGCAAAGUAAAUUAAGGUAGCCAUUUUAGCUAAUAAUGAAAAUGAAAUAACGCCAGAAAAAUUAUCAAUGAUACAGUGACUAGGGAAUCUUUAAUAAUUUUUUUCUUUUUCAACAUCUGAAGAAACUAACAAAGGAACUCCAUUAUU